This is a messenger RNA of Nicotiana attenuata, 955 nucleotides long. Its product is annotated as UPF0664 stress-induced protein C29B12.11c. The record is from RefSeq and is a predicted model, not a curated record. Gene Ontology annotation, biological process: positive regulation of DNA-templated transcription. Gene Ontology annotation, cellular component: nucleus. The coding region runs from base 147 to 728 and encodes 193 amino acids. The transcript is spliced from 5 exons. NCBI's taxonomy places the organism in Eukaryota, Viridiplantae, Streptophyta, Magnoliopsida, Solanales, Solanaceae. Gene Ontology annotation, molecular function: chromatin DNA binding; transcription coactivator activity.
CGUCUUUCACAAAACCGCCACUGCCUCAAAAUAACACCUCUAUUAUACAAUCGCAAAUUCCAGAAUCCAGAAUUCCAGAUUCUACGCAACAUUUUCUUCAUUCGGUUGACAAAGGGAAGAGGGUUUCUUUUUCCGAUCAGAAAAAGAUGGCACUGAAUCCUCAACUAUUUCCAAAUGGAAUGCCCGUCCCUUUCCUCAAUGAAUUGUUUGUCCUUUCUAGAGAUGGUGUUGAGUUUGAGAUCGAUAAAAUCCCUGGUGCAGGAAAAAUAAGAACAAGAGGAACGAUCUGCUUGUCGAAUAUUCGGAUGGUCUUCGUUGCAAAGAAGCCGGAGGAUUUCAUUGCUUUUGACAUGCCCUUGCUCUUUAUUCAUGAUGAAAAAUUUAAUCAACCAGUAUUCCACUGCAACAAUAUUUCCGGACAUGUUGAUCCAGUUGUUCCAGAUAAUGAAAACAGGGCUUUGUACUCCACACAUUCAUUCAAGAUUUUGUUCAAGGAAGGUGGUUGUGGGACUUUCGUGCCAUUAUUUUUCAAUUUAAUCGCCUCCGUGAGACGAUCUCAGCAACAGUCCAGUGCAGAGCCACGGGUGGAUCCUCUCCAAGCUGCACAAACUCCAGUUGAUGAGAUGAUGAGACAUGCUUAUGUUGACCCCAAUGAUCCAACCAAAAUCUACUUGCAGCAGCCUAAUUCAGAGUCUCAACUCAGGCGUCGAUCAUACCAGCCUGCUUAAAACUCGGAUAUACCUCUUUGUUUAAAGUUACCUGAAUUUCGCGUUUUCUGAGAUACUUCUUUUAGGCUGAUUGCAUCAAUUCUAUAUAUAAAGGAGACAUGGAGCUUGCAUGUAAAGCUGGUAUAUAUUUCUUUAUGAGUGUGCAUGGAUUAUAAUCUAUUUCAUGGGUAUGUAAUAGCCAUCAGAUUUUGAAGCUAAUGUUUAUUACACGGGCGUGUAUUGUAGCA